AUGGAAGGACGACGUCGGUCGUCGAGAACGCCACACCGCAGGACAAGCGUGCAGGAAGAUGCGGCCGUCUUGGCUCACUUGGGAGUCAAGCAAGAGUUGAAGCGCAACUUCUCGUUGUUUUCCAUGCUUGGAUUGGCCUUUGCCAUUCUCAACUCAUGGACCGCUCUGGGAGCCAGUAUGUCCCUGGCCUUGCCUUCGGGAGGCCCCGACGCCGUCAUUUGGGGCCUCAUUGUCGCCGGCAUCUGUAAUUUAUGUCUAGCCUCGUCCCUAGCCGAAUUUCUCUCGGCCUAUCCCACGGCUGGCGGCCAGUAUCAUUGGGUUGCCGUCAUCAGCUGGAAAGGUUGGGUCGCCAUUCUUUCCUGGAUCACGGGCUGGAUCAACACCGCCGGCUGGGUGGCGUUGACGGCUACCGCGGGACUCUUGGGCAGUCAACUCAUCCUCGGAGUCAUCUCCCUCUUCAACCCGGCCUACGAGCCACAUCGUUGGCACCAGUUCCUCAUCUACAUCGGAUACAACAUCGUUGCUUUUCUGGUCAACGCUUUCAUGACCAGGCUUCUCCCAUGGGUUACCAAGUCUGCUUUGAUAUGGUCGAUCACGGGCUGGCUGGUUAUCUCCAUCACGGUGCUUGCGUGCUCAUCGCCAAACUACCAAUCCGGCGACUUUGUCUAUCGAACUUUUAUCAACGAAACUGGUUGGCCAGACGGCCUUGCAUGGCUUUUGGGUCUGCUGCAGGGAGGUUUGGGUUUGACCGGCUUUGACGCGGUGUCCCAUUGUAUCGAAGAGCUACACGAUCCUACCUAUGUUGGCCCCCGGAUUAUGAUCGCUUGCGUCGUCAUUGGCAUGUUGACCGGCUUCGUGUAUCUGAGCGUGCUUUUGUUUGUUUCCAAGGACGUGGACGCCGUCAUCAGCUCUGCGGCCGGGCCGAUGCUGCAAAUCUUUUAUGACGCGACCAACAACAAGGCGGGCUCCGUUUGUUUGCUCAUGUUCCCACUGAUCUGCUUGCUGUUCGCCGGUAUUAGCAUCAUGACCACCAGCAGCCGGAUGGUCUAUGCCUUUGCCCGAGACCGUGGUCUUCCUUUCUCCCGUGUUUUCGCCAAGGUGCAUCCCACUCUCGAUGUCCCGCUGAAUGCGCUGUGGUUGACAGUGAUUCUUGUUGUCAUUUUCGGCUGCAUUUUCCUGGGUUCCACAAGUGCGUUCAACGCUAUUAUAUCGGCAUCUGUGGUGGCGCUGGGCGUCACGUAUGCCAUUCCGCCGGCAAUCAACUGCCUUCGCGGGAGGAGGAUGUUUCCCGAAUCUCGUCCGUUUGUCCUGCCCAGCGUGCUCGGUUGGGCGUGUAACCUGAUCGGAAUCGCCUACACAAUUCUCACCACGGUGUUGUUCAUGUUUCCGCCCUUCACUCCGGUGACAGGCAGCAAUAUGAACUAUUGUGUGGCGGCAUUCGGAAUCGUCCUGGUCAUAUCCAUUAUUCAGUGGAUCGUCGAUGGCCGGAAGAAUUUCACCGGCCCGCAGAUCGAUGUCGAUGCGCUGAGAGCUGGCGCUGUUGUUGGUAUGGCCCCUGUGGAGACCAACACGGAGAAACAGAGCGACGAUACAUUGUUCGGAGAUCAUAAGAAAGCGGACAAGGGCAAUCCUUGA
Messenger RNA from Exophiala dermatitidis NIH/UT8656, 1635 nucleotides. RefSeq lists its product as uncharacterized. Bases 1 to 1635 code for a protein of 544 amino acids. The record is from RefSeq and is a predicted model, not a curated record. Gene Ontology annotation, molecular function: transmembrane transporter activity. Lineage: Eukaryota; Fungi; Ascomycota; Eurotiomycetes; Chaetothyriales; Herpotrichiellaceae. The transcript is spliced from 4 exons. Gene Ontology annotation, biological process: amino acid transport; transmembrane transport. Gene Ontology annotation, cellular component: membrane.